GAAUAUAGAACCGAGGAGAACAGGCCUGUUUGGGAAGAGGGAACAGAGAAGAACAGGCUUGUUUGGGAACAGGAAACAGAAGAGAACAGGCUUGUGUGGGAACAGGGAACAGAGGAGAACAGGCCUGUUUGGGAACAGGGAACAGAGGAGAACAGGCUUGUGUGGGAACAGGGAACAGAGGAGAACAGGCCUGUUUGGGAACAGGGAACAGAGGAGAACAGGCUUGUGUGGGAAGAGGGAACAGAGAAGAACAGGCCUGUUUGGGAACAGGGAACACAGGAGAACAGGACUGUUUGGGAACAGGGAAAAGAGGAGAACAGGCUUGUGUGGGAACAGGGAACAGAGAAGAACAGGCCUGUUUGGAAACGGAGCUCAGUCCUCUAA
Cryptotermes secundus is the source of this 384-nucleotide messenger RNA. RefSeq lists its product as uncharacterized. The transcript has a single exon. The annotation marks the transcript as partial. The record is from RefSeq and is a predicted model, not a curated record. Lineage: Eukaryota; Metazoa; Arthropoda; Insecta; Blattodea; Kalotermitidae.